This is a messenger RNA of Labeo rohita (rohu), 959 nucleotides long. It is a transcript of the gene msx2b, whose product is annotated as muscle segment homeobox 2b. Lineage: Eukaryota; Metazoa; Chordata; Actinopteri; Cypriniformes; Cyprinidae. Gene Ontology annotation, biological process: embryonic morphogenesis; regulation of transcription by RNA polymerase II. Gene Ontology annotation, molecular function: DNA-binding transcription factor activity, RNA polymerase II-specific; RNA polymerase II transcription regulatory region sequence-specific DNA binding. The transcript is spliced from 2 exons. The coding region runs from base 102 to 824 and encodes 240 amino acids. The record is from RefSeq and is a predicted model, not a curated record. Gene Ontology annotation, cellular component: nucleus.
UUGUGGCCGCGUGCUUCAAGGCAUCAAAGGCUUCAUGCUUUUUGCAUGAGACGUCAGAGUGACUUUGAAGUUCGGGCGUCCAGAGGCUUGUAGCGAGGAGGAUGUCCGCGUCCGCGAGCUUGAAGGAAUCAGACGGAGAUCGGGACAUGGAGCAGCGCAAAACCCAAGUGUCAAGCCAUCCAUUCAGCGUGGAGUCUCUUAUUUCUAGCCACAAAACCAGUAAGGACUUUGAAAGACGACGCGAGGAUGUAUCCAGCCAGUUUGCAAAGACUGACAUCAGGGAUUCUUGUGGUUCGGCUGGAAUACAAAAGCACUUUAUGCAGACCUCACCCGUCAAAUCGGAGUCCCCUGAGCCGGAUGACUGUACACCAUGGGUUAUGAACUCUAGAUUCUCUCAAACUCGCCAGGUAAGUCCCUGUCCUCUCCGCAAACACAAGACCAACCGUAAACCCCGUACGCCAUUCACCACCUCACAGCUCCUGGCCUUGGAGCGAAAGUUCAGACAGAAACAGUACCUGUCCAUUGCCGAGCGAGCAGAAUUCUCCAGCUCCCUCACCCUCACAGAGACCCAGGUGAAGAUCUGGUUCCAGAACCGACGGGCCAAAGCCAAACGUUUGCAAGAGGCCGAGCUGGAAAAGCUCAAACUGACUGCCAAACCUGCCCUCCACCCCAGUUUCAGUCUGCCUCUUCCUCUUGGAACCCAACUUCAUUCGGCCGUCUCACUCUAUGGCCAGUCAUAUCCCUACCAGAGGCCUUUAUUGCCUGUUGCUCCAGUGGGACUCUAUGGAACACCUUUAGGGUACAGCAUGUAUCACCUGGCUUGAGAAGAAGCGCUACAGUAUGGACUAGUACUGAUCUGUGGAUGUACAGAAAGACGAUGUUUACAAUCUUUGGGUGUCCAAGUCUGAAAAAAAAAAAAGCAGCAACCAAAAAAUUAAAAUAAAUAUUUCAUAAUGUGC